Messenger RNA from Brugia malayi, 585 nucleotides. Its product is annotated as Salivary glue protein Sgs-4 precursor, putative. The transcript has 3 exons. NCBI's taxonomy places the organism in Eukaryota, Metazoa, Nematoda, Chromadorea, Rhabditida, Onchocercidae. The record is from RefSeq and is a predicted model, not a curated record. The coding region runs from base 1 to 585 and encodes 194 amino acids.
AUGCAAUUUACAAUCAUUUUACUUAUAACUUUCAUCACCGCUUCAAGUAGUAAAAUUCAGUUGGAAGAAAAAUCUGAAAUGUCGCACAAACUUGUCAAGCGACAUUGCUCGUGUCAACCAUCAGCUUGCACAUGUGCAUCAAUUUACCUAACGUUGCAAAUUUCGUGCUCUUGCCCGCAAACUUGCAAAUGCCCAACAUAUCCUCCUGUUACCUAUACUGUACCAACGACAACAUUACCUCCUGUUACGUAUACAUUACCUCCGGUUACGUAUACGUUACCUCCGGUUACGUAUACAUUACCUCCGAUCACUCCAGUACCUGUGGUAUCAACUAAAUCUUCCUACUGUUGCAUUUUAUUCAUUUGCGCUAGUUGUAACUAUGGAAGAACAUAUAGCGAACCAUCAUCACAGUACAGUCCUGCUUCCAGUCAGUAUUAUUUACCACCCUCUUCUAACUAUCAUUACCCACCACAACCCUACCCCGUCCCCGUCGAUCGAACUCCAUAUUCUUACCCAACUACAACAUCAACGUGUUCCAUUGGUUUUACCAUAUGUUUGGGUGGAAACUUUUGUUGUCGAAAUUAA